AUGAACGGCUUUCUCUUAUUGACUCCCCCAGUACCCAUAAAGCGGGAUGCAGGGAGUAUUCCUUCCAAUUUUUCCGGUUUCAAGAAAUCUCCGCUGUCAAGGGUGACAUCGAAUGGUUCAAUUGUACAGCCGUCUAAUAGCUCAUUUUCAUUUAGUGCGAGAUCGACUACAGUCUCGUCAACAUCAGAUGUAACCACCGCCGCAUACGCUGGAAGGAAAAAGAUAUUUGAUCCUAACACACUACAGUAUGUUGAUAUUCAAGACAUGAUGUCUUUAUUUGAACGGAAAUUAUUCAAGUACAACAAUUUGGUCAAACAAAUUAAGAAGAUGCUGGAGGAUGCGCAUUUACAUGACCUCCUUAACCUGAAUAAUUUCUCCUUCAAUGGCGGCCAGGCACCACUUUUCACAGUUCCAAAUGUCCAACAACUUAGAUACUUGUAUUUUGUUGCAUUUGAAACACAUCUGGUUACUCCUAAGACACAAUUGCUGGAGCCAUCUGCCGAAUACCUCGUAGAUGUGUCUAUACAAGAGAGUAUCGCUUCAGCCAGAAUCAACAGUUAUCAUUCAAAGGCUGAUAAACGGACUUCCAAGACAGCAGACAAAUAUAUCAAUUACUUGCUGAGCCGGAAUACGAAAGAAAAUCGGAAACGCAAAUCGUUAGCUUUCCCGCAAAAGUCCAUGACACAUCCACCUCUAACAGAUUUACUCCCGGAACUAGAAUACAGAUUAACCAGUUUCGAAAUUCAGGAACUUUCGGAAAGCGCAGGCGUGAGAAACUUGUUCCUUCAAUCAUCUUUCUGGGAUGACGUGUACCACGAUGUUAAGUACCAAAGAGCGCCACACGGUACAUAUGACAAACUACCUCAUUUCAAAGUGUGUCGACAAUUUUUCGUGGAGCUCCUUGACGUUGUACUUAAGAGUCUUGUUUCUGUGACAUGCGAGAUUGAUUCUGACGAUUUGAAGUUGUUGAACGGCGACGAAUUGCACGAGUUAAACAAACAGUGCCAUUAUUAUUUUAACAAUGGCUUCUCGGAAGUUUUUAUGCGGCUCAGAACUUUCUUCUUCAGCAUUUAUACGAAUUUAUCACAAGAUUCGGCAAUGACAGAUGUUACUGCGAUUGAGCUUUUGGAUAUUGUUAUCCUGGGAAUAGCAGAAAAUUUGUUGGUUCUGUUCCACAACCGUCCACACAAGGAGAAAUUAAUUCUGCUUUUUACUGCUUUGAUGAGAAGCUCAAUCCGACUCGUUUUCCGCUCAUCUACUGGAAUACGGUACUCCAGUUCUGUUGAAAGCGCGGAACUGCCUCUGUCUAGUCCAAUGAUUCGAAAGAACGAAAAAGAAGAGAUGAAGGAAGACCUGUUCCUGGAUUUAAAUGCACACUUGUGUGGUGCAUCCUCUCCCGAACCUACAUCCAAAAGAAGAGGAUUUUCUCGCCUUUUCAAGAGGAAAAGUAAUAAAAAUUAA
Molecule: messenger RNA, 1461 nt
Organism: Clavispora lusitaniae ATCC 42720
Lineage: Eukaryota; Fungi; Ascomycota; Pichiomycetes; Serinales; Metschnikowiaceae
Source: RefSeq, a predicted model, not a curated record